AUGAACAAUGGUCGAUCCCGUAAGAGAAAGAUCAAGAAUACGAGCAAUGGUCAGUCCCGUAAGAAAAAGAACAAGAUCAAUGAGAAAUCCCGUAGCAGUUGGCAGACACCGCCGGACGAUAUCAUCCAGUGCAUUCUACAGCGUCUGACUAUAUGGGAUCGAAUACAGGUAAGGAUGGUGUGCCAGUCUUGGAGGUCAGUUUCUAUGCGAAAACACAUUCGUAGCUAUCCAAACGAAGCCCCCUGGUUACUAAUGCGUUCACUUAAAUCCCCAGUUUUCAGCAAUUACGAUCACAUAGUCUUUUUCAGCCUCUCGGAUAGAAAAACUCUUAAAUUGACGCUGCCUAGGGCAAUUCGGGAGGGAUGGGUUUAUGGAUCUUCUAAAGAUUGGUUGAUUAUUGUCAAGGGGGCAUACUCUACAAUGUUUCUGCUAAACCCUAUUUCAGGUGCCCUAUCGAAACUGCCAUGUUUGAGCAGUGUUUUCUCUGGCUUUGGAGCUCUCAAAGAGUUGAAGGGAGAGUUGGACACACAAGUCAUGAACGAUUUCUGUAACCGAGUUGCAUUAUCGAGCUCCGAUAUUUUUGCAGAGCAAUGUAUGGUCGGAGCAAUUUUUAGGGAUCGUAUUGUAGCUGUUUGCAGACCUGGAGACAAAAGAUGGAAAAAAGUCCUGGAGUUCGAGCAAUCUGAAGAUGCGCCGAAGCUUUGUGAUAUAGCGUUUUCUUCUGGUAUGCUGUAUGUCUUGGUUAAAUAUAGUGAUGUUGAUGUUGCAAGCCGAGCUACAAUGUUUACAGGUAACGAGGUGGAAAUAAGAUAA
This is a messenger RNA of Argentina anserina (silverweed cinquefoil), 813 nucleotides long. RefSeq lists its product as uncharacterized. Lineage: Eukaryota; Viridiplantae; Streptophyta; Magnoliopsida; Rosales; Rosaceae. The record is from RefSeq and is a predicted model, not a curated record. Gene Ontology annotation, molecular function: protein binding. The transcript is spliced from 2 exons. The coding region runs from base 1 to 813 and encodes 270 amino acids.